GAACCUAUAUAUAUAUAUAUUUAUAAUAAAACCCAACAUCCCUCCUCCUCCGUCUUUGUUUCCUCAUCAUUUUUUGCCGCCGCCUUCAGGUAAAGUCAAACAGGUAAACUAAACUUAAAAGAUGGGGCGUGUCCGAACCAAGACCGUGAAGAAAUCAUCACGUCAAGUGAUCGAGAAGUACUACUCUCGCAUGACGCUCGACUUCCACACCAACAAGAAGAUCCUCGAAGAAGUAGCCAUCAUCCCUUCUAAGCGUCUCCGCAACAAGAUUGCUGGGUUCUCCACUCAUCUCAUGAAGAGGAUCCAGAAGGGACCGGUCCGCGGCAUCUCGCUCAAGCUUCAAGAGGAGGAGCGUGAGCGCCGCAUGGACUUUGUGCCCGAUGAGUCUGCUAUCAAGACCGAUGAGAUCAAGGUCGACAAGGAGACUCUUGAGAUGCUUGCUUCCCUUGGUAUGUCUGACGUUGCUGGCGUCUCUGUGGUUGAGCCUCUGACUGUGGCUCCUGCUUUUGGUGGCAGGCCACAAAGAAGGUUCUAAAGGAGUUUAUUAUCACUAUUAUGAGUCAAUCAAAGAGAAACCUGCUGUUCUUAUAGUGUUUAUUGUUUCUUUUGAUUCGAGAUUUUUAUGUCCCAAGCUGAAAGUGAGACUACUUUUCUACUAUAUGAGUUUUUGAGUUUUUGUU
Raphanus sativus (radish) is the source of this 680-nucleotide messenger RNA. Its product is annotated as 40S ribosomal protein S17-2. Gene Ontology annotation, molecular function: structural constituent of ribosome. The record is from RefSeq and is a predicted model, not a curated record. The transcript is spliced from 2 exons. Gene Ontology annotation, biological process: translation. NCBI's taxonomy places the organism in Eukaryota, Viridiplantae, Streptophyta, Magnoliopsida, Brassicales, Brassicaceae. Bases 122 to 535 code for a protein of 137 amino acids. Gene Ontology annotation, cellular component: ribosome.